GUUAAAGCAUGUUUCUGUUAUUUCAGAAUUUAGGAGCGUAUGCAAGGCAUUAUGCAGGGGGUGGGUCUAGACUGGUGAUCGAAGAUUGUAGGGGGUUCGGGUCGUGAUUUCCUGAAAAAAAAGUAUAUUAAAGAAAGGAAAUUCAUUUGGUUUCUAUAUUUUAUUCUGUAACUUUGACAGAGUGUGUUAUAUUUCUUUUAAUUUGCGAUUUUUCCAUCUACAUCCUUUACCUUUAAUUUAUUAUUUUUUAUUUUUUUUUUUUUUUCAUUUUUUUUUUCAACUAAAUCUGUUAUCUAUAUUUUGUUUUGUGAUUAUCUCAUCUAAAUCUGUGUUAUCUUUGUUUUAUUUUGUGACAUUCUCAGAUAAAUUUGUUACCCAGUUUGUGUUAUCCUUAUUUAACUUUUUGAUUAUCACAUAUAACUCUGUGUUACCUUUAUUUUACCGUGUGUAUAUCUGAGAUAAAUCUCUAUUUUAUUGUGUGAUUUUCACUUGUAAAUCUGUGAUAUCUUUAUUUUACUUUGGGAUUUUCACAGCUAUAUUUUUAUCGUCUUUUAUUUUGUGAUUUCAGCGAAAACUGUUUUGUUUGUAUUAUGCUUUUGUACGUACUCAGCUAAAGCAGUGACAUUAUUUUGUUUCCUUUUGACCACUACAGAUAUCUGCCAGCUUGAGGGCUAUCAAUUUAUUAAAAGAACUGGGAUGUGCGUAAAACUUUCAUCAGAUCAAAAAAACUGGUUCCAAGCUAAAACCAUGUGCGAAUCAGAUGGAGGAAGUCUCAUAAAGCUUGACACAGAAGACAAAGUCAGGGACAUCUCAGACAUAUUACAAUCAGAUUAUCAUCAGGUGUCGUUUUAUAUAGGCGCAAAUGACCCCAGCAAUACCCAGGCAUGGGAGUGGACUGACGGACAGCGUGUGGAACGGAUGUGGUGGGCUCCGAGUCAGGACACUGGAUCGAACGAGCCGUGCAUGAUGACGGGUUCGAAACUCGACGACUGGAGCGACGUAACGUGUGACCAGCAACACCGCUACAUCUGUGAACAUUGACAACGUAUAGGGGAGGGACGUAACGUGUGACCAGCAACACCGCUAUAUCUGUGAACAUUGACAACCUAUACAGGGAGGGACGUAACGUGC
Messenger RNA from Gigantopelta aegis, 1131 nucleotides. RefSeq names its product C-type lectin lectoxin-Phi1-like. NCBI's taxonomy places the organism in Eukaryota, Metazoa, Mollusca, Gastropoda, Neomphalida, Peltospiridae. The transcript is spliced from 2 exons. The record is from RefSeq and is a predicted model, not a curated record. Bases 697 to 1041 code for a protein of 114 amino acids.